CAGAAUAUAUGCAACUUAUAAAAUAAAUAUCCCAAUAACAUCAUAUUGAUCACGUACAUGCAACAAGCUAGUGACAAUUAGCUAUAGGAGAAGAAAACAUACAUAUAUAUAUAGGUAGCUAGUAGUAGAAUGGGAGAUAAGGAGAUGAAAGUGGUGAGAUAUGGAAUAAUCGGUGUGGGGAUGAUGGGAAGAGAACAUUUGAUUAAUCUUUACCAUCUCCGGAGUGAAGGUGCCGCCGUUGUUUGUGUGGCUGACCCUCAUUUACCCUCCCAACACAUUUCUUCUGACUUUGCCGACUCCUUUGGGUGGCCACUUAAGGUGUUUUCAGGGCACAAGGAACUACUGGACAGUGGGAUGUGUGAUGUUGUGGUGGUUGCAACCCCUAACAUGACACAUUAUGAAAUCUUGAUGGAUAUCAUCAACCACCCAAAAACACAUCAUGUAUUGGUCGAAAAGCCUUUGUGCACAACUGUACAAGACUGCAGACAGGUGAUAGAAGCUGCAAAAAAGAGACCGGAUAUGUUGGUACAAGUUGGGUUAGAGUACAGAUUCAUGCCUCCUGUUGCUAAGCUGAUUGAUAUAGUUGGUGGUGGAAAACUAGGACAUGUUAAAAUGGUCUCGAUCAGGGAACAUCGAUUUCCAUUUUUAGUUAAGGUGAAUAAUUGGAAUAGAUUCAAUUGUAACAGUGGAGGAACUCUCGUUGAAAAAUGCUGCCACUUUUUUGAUCUGAUGAGAUUGUUUGUAGGAGCCAACCCAGUUCGUGUAAUGGCUUCUGGAGCUAUUGAUGUUAAUCAUAAAGAUGAAGUCUAUGAUGGAAAGGUGCCUGAUAUUUUGGAUAAUGCAUAUGUUAUCGUUGAAUUUGACAAUGGGGCGAGAGGCAUGCUUGAUCUCUGUAUGUUUGCUGAAGGAAGUAAAAACGAACAAGAAAUUUCAGUUAUUGGUGAGAUCGGAAAGGGUGAAGCCUUUGUUCCUGAAAAUAUUGUUCACUAUGGUCUGCGACAAGAAGGAAGAGAUGGUGUCCGAACCAUGAGAGUAGAUGAUCAUAGAAUCAAAUAUGAUGGGUUGCACCAUGGUUCAAGCUACUUAGAGCAUCAGAACUUUUUGGCAACAAUCAAGUCUGAAGGGAAGAAAACCCCGGCGGUUGAUCUGCAUGAUGGGCUGGUUGCGGUGGCUAUUGGUGUUGCAGCACAGCUUUCUAUAGAGAUGGGCAGAUUUGUUAGCAUUAAGGAAGUCACUUCUUAACAAACUUGUUUUUUUUUUUUAAUCUUUCCUGUUAAAACAACAAUGGGAACAACUCUUAGAAUUUGAAGUUUAAUUGCAUAUUGGAGGUCAAAUGCUUAUUUGACCAUUGCAUCUCCCAUUAAAUUGUUGGUCAUUACUAUUCAAAUAUCAGUCUCAGUAUGUUCUUUUA
This is a messenger RNA of Erigeron canadensis, 1411 nucleotides long. Its product is annotated as inositol 2-dehydrogenase 2. The record is from RefSeq and is a predicted model, not a curated record. NCBI's taxonomy places the organism in Eukaryota, Viridiplantae, Streptophyta, Magnoliopsida, Asterales, Asteraceae. The transcript has 7 exons. Gene Ontology annotation, molecular function: nucleotide binding. Bases 130 to 1242 code for a protein of 370 amino acids.